AGAGAGAGAGAGAGAGAUGGGGGAGGGAGGAGAAAGAAAGGAAGAGAGGGAGAUUGAUCAUUUGAACGUCCUGGGCCUUGCGAUCCUUUGAGAAACACAAUUUCUACUACAUCCAAAAACGUCGCUUUUUGAAAUACGCACAUUUUUGCGGACUUAAAGCUUGAGGCUUGUUGUUCUUUUCUUGUUUCUUUUUUUUUUGGGUUAUUCCCACCCAGGAGACGUGCCAUCGCCACCACCAGCAGCAGCAGUAGCAGCAGCAGCAGCAGCAGCAGAGGAAUAUCUCCCAAUAUCCCAUCCCGGGCACGUCGGAUAAGCUGCAGCAGCGAAAACACGAGGCGAAUAUUGCGGUGGACGGGAACGGGAACAUGCUCCGUGGGAUUUCGCACCUCUCACCCUGGCAGGGAGGCAGUUUGGGCUUGUUAUGGGGGUGACCGGAAGGAGAGAGUGACAGAGGAACAGUGAUGCUACUGUUUACAUAACGAGAGACUCACACACACCCACACACACACACACAGACACACAUACACGCACACAUGCUCAAAUCGCCAGUCCAGGACGUACACACUCGCUUAAACACUUCCACACAUACACACGCAUACAGACACAUAUUCAAGGGACUCGCUGACUGAGUCACCACACACUCAGAGGCACAGAAUCACUGACUCACACACAGGACCAAACACACGCACAGACAGACACACACACACACACACACACACAUACACACACAAAAGCAAAAGGUUGUUUGCAAGAGUCAGGACUGUGUGUUGUAUGUGCUAUGGGCCAAGCUGAGCAGCAGCUGUGUGUGAGUGUUGGAUACCUCUGAAGGGUCAACACAGCCGCAACCCUCGCCCUCCCCAACCCUUCCUCCUCCCUUCCCAUCCCUCAUCUCCCAGGUACCCCUAAACGCACCAUCAUGUCCGAGCUGAGGACCAGGAGAACUCCCCUGUCCCCUCUCCCAACCUUCUCCUCCCCGUUCGGGUUUCUAUCCCUCCUUCUUUCCCUCUGCCUCUCCCUUUCUCUCUACCCGCCCUCCUUAUCAGCACAGCAGACUGUGCCUGUCAUCUCCACGGCGCAGGGCCGCAUCCGGGGUAUCCUGACCCCGCUGCCCUCUGACCUCCUGGGACCAGUCAUCCAGUACCUGGGAGUACCGUACGCCAGGCCUCCAACGGGGGACCGGCGCUUCCAGCCACCUGAGCCUCCUCUGCCCUGGCCGGGAAUACGAAAUGUGACGCAGUUUGCUCCAGUGUGUCCACAGUCUCUGGAUGAGAGGAGCAUGUUGGGAGACAUGAUGCCGUCCUGGCUCACGGCUAACCUGGAUAUAGCGGCAACGUACCUUACUCACCAAAGUGAGGAUUGUCUCUACCUCAAUAUCUACGUGCCCACCGAGGAAGACAUUCAUGAGGAGGGGGGUCAGCGGCCAGUGAUGGUCUACGUCCACGGGGGCUCAUACACAGAAGGCACUGGCAACAUGAUGGAUGGCAGCGUACUGGCAAGCUACGGCAACGUCAUUGUCAUAACCCUCAACUAUCGCCUAGGAGUACUGGGAUUUCUUAGUACAGGUGACCAGGCGGCAAAAGGGAACUACGGCUUGCUGGAUCAGAUCCAGGCUCUGCGCUGGGUGAAGGAGAACAUCGCAGCUUUCGGAGGAGACCCAAGCAGGGUCACGGUGUUUGGAUCCGGGGCUGGGGCCUCGUGCGUCAGCCUGCUCACUUUGUCUCACUACUCGGAGGACCUGUUCCACAGAGCCAUCAUCCAGAGCGGCAGCGCUUUAGCCAGUUGGGCUGUCAACUACCAGCCCAGCAAGUACGCCCGGCAGCUUGGUGAGAGGGUGGGCUGCGGCAUCGACGACAGCACCCAACUGGUCGCUUGCCUCCAGGGCCGGAGUUACCGCGAGCUUGUGGAGCAGAACAUAACACCAGCCAAAUAUCACACGGCUUUUGCCCCGGUGAUUGAUGGUGAUGUUAUACCUGAUGACCCCCAGAUUCUGAUGGAGCAGGGAGAGUUUCUGAACUACGACGUGAUGCUGGGGGUUAAUCAGGGCGAGGGCGUAAAGUUUGUGGAGGGCAUUGUGGACUCUGAGGACGGUGUCACGGCUGAGGACUUUGACUUUGCAGUGUCAGACUUUGUGGAUAGUUUAUAUGGAUACCCAGAAGGUCGAGACACGCUGAGAGAGAGCAUCAGGUUUAUGUACACGGACUGGGCGGACCGUGACAAUGCAGAAACACGGCGGAAGACUCUGGUAGCGCUAUUCACAGACCACCAAUGGGUGGCGCCAGCGAUCGCCACAGCUGACCUCCACGCUCAGUAUGGAUCCCCCACCUACUUCUACUCCUUUUACCACCACUGCCAGAGUGAUGCCACGCCACCCUGGGCUGACUCCGCCCAUGGUGACGAGGUGCCCUACGUGUUCGGCGUGCCCAUGGUGGGGCCCACUGAUCUGUUCAACUGUAACUUCUCCAAAAACGACGUGAUGCUGAGCGCUGUUGUCAUGACUUACUGGACCAACUUUGCCAAGACUGGUGACCCAAACCAGCCAGUUCCUCAAGAUACCAAGUUCAUCCACACUAAACCAAACCGUUUUGAAGAAGUGGCUUGGUCUAAGUACACCCCUAAAGAGCAGCUGUACCUCCACAUCGGCCUGAAGCCCCGAGUCAGAGACCACUACCGUGCCACCAAAAUCUCCUUCUGGCUCCAGCUGGUUCCUCACUUGCAUCAUGUCAACGAGCUCCUCCAGUCGGUGUCCUCCUUCACCCAUAGUCCCUCUCCACAGGAUGACACUCCUUAUUCUUACACCAAGCGUCUAGCCAAAGGUUGGCCGCCUAGCAGCACACGCCAUCCAGGUCAACAAGGAGGUACUCCACAGCCCCCGGAGCCUGCUUUGGGCCAAGGUGGAGGGGAGGAGGGGGUCCGUGUUCCCAAUGAGGACUACUCAACUGAACUCUCAGUGACCAUUGCGGUGGGAGCGUCACUUUUGUUUCUUAACAUCCUCGCAUUCGCGGCUUUGCUGUACAAGAAAGACAAGAGGCGUCUGGAGCACCGUCGGCCACGUCCGCUUCCUCCCCCGAGACGAGACAUCACACCGGCAGAUGUCGCCGCCCACCUGCAGGGGGAGGGACUGAUGUCAUUACAGGUGAAGCAGCUGGAGUGUGAUGCUGCAUCAGCAGACGAGAGAAACAACACUCACCACCAUCACACUCUGGAUACACUGGACGCCCUGGACGGCUUGGAUACCCAGGACAUCUACAGCACGCUGGACACGGUGCGCCUGACCUGCCCACCCGAUUACACCCUCACCUUGCGCCGCUCGCCUGACGACGUCCCCCUCAUGACGUCUCUGACCCCAGGAUCACUGCCCGUGACUCCUGGGUCACACCCUGUCACCCCGGCGACGCCGAUGACCCCCAUGACGCCUGGAUCAGUGGUGGGGAUGAGGAUGGGGCAUCCGCACCAGGCAUACACACACCAUAGCCCAUAUAGUAAUACACACUUGCCACACACACACAUCUCCACGCACACACACUCCACCACGCGUGUAUAACCGCAGCAAGAUACUUGCGCACACAAGGACAUAAUUACAACACACACACGCAUCCUAACACACACACAAACACACACACACACACACACACACACACACACACACAUAAAACAAGAGACUUAAAUACCUCUACUAAUUACCCUGCAGGAUUGUUACAGAUGGAGUGACAGAGAGACAUUUUCAGUAACAGGAUGAAAAGACAGACAGCUGUGUGUUGCAUGUCGGGGAACUGAAGACAAACUGGAUCCCGGGAGAUGCAGUUCUAUGCAUCAUUCGCUCUUAACCUUGAACGAGACGAGCCAAGACAUCCAUCAAAUGUCUCAAAAACCUGCUUUGGAUAUUAAAUCUUCUGCUUUUUCUACACCUGAGGAGGAAGAGGAGGAGCGCUGUGGCAAAAGGGUCAGUUAUGGAUCAGUUUACAUCUCCUACUGUACCUGUGCUGCACAGCGAAGCAGUGCUGAGACUGAGCAGAGCAGAUGCAGACACAGAACUGAGCUAAGAAGUACCACACACACACAGACUGCUGAAGUCAACUUGAACAACCUGUGAAAUGUGAAUGUAGCAUUUUUUCCAUUAAAAGAUCAAAGGCCCUAUCUGCCAAGAAUCAAACUAAGCUGAGGAGGAAAAAAAAAACAAAUUUCAGCAAGAGAUGGAUGUAAAGACAGACAGAGAGGAAGAGGGGAUUACAAAAAACAACAUUAGCUGAAGGAAAAGUUCGUCAGAUGGUGGGAAAGAGAUUAAGAUUUUAUUGAGAGGGAUUUAGCUGCUGUGAGAGCGAGAAAGACUAAGUGAGAUAGAGUGAUAUGGAAAACACAGGAACGGAAAGUGUGCCAAGAGACAGAAAUUAGCUUCAGAAGAUGAAAGGGCCUCUGAAGUGUUGUCAGACUUACUGAAGAAUCACUCUUACCAGCUAUGUGUUAAACUCUUGUAAAUAGAAUGGGAAGAUACAGAUGAUAUAUUAUGAUUUAUAGCAUUUACCUGCUCUUGCAUUAAAACACGACUUAUUUAACCACAUUAUUGCUUUCAUUUCAGAUAUUACUAUAUUAUUGUAUAGGUGUCCUAAAGCAAGGCUGGUUGUCUUUCUAUCUCAUCCACUGUAGUAUGUACACAGUACCAUUAUUUAAAGGCUAUAUUUGCUAUGCACAGUCAUUUCAAUGAUUCUCAACUGUGUAAACAUCUCGAUACUUGUUUAGUAGUUGAAGUAUAGGACAUUUUCACACCAUUCUGUCUAUUUGUUUGACCAUCGAGUGACGAGCUAGUACUGUGUAGAUAAUGCAAUAUUGGUUUGAUGAUUGAGCACCAGCCAAAAACCAUGACCCUUAACCCUUUGUACCUAACCUCCCUUCCCAUUCUCCUUUCCCCGCUUGAUCCUAAAAUGUCUCCUAAAGGCCUUACCCUUAAUAUCUAAUUAACCCAACCUUAUUUAUUGUCCCCGCAGAUGGUGGUGAUGAUUCAGGGGGUCCCAAGUCAGCUUGUCCCAAAACCCCAAAAUAUCAAGAAUGCUUUGUCUUGUGUUAAUUUGACCGUUGUGAGGCCCACACACAUCAAACCGGCAUCAAAGAACUAGUGGCGACAAAGGCUGUUGCUUUGCCCCAUGUCACCUGCUUUGUAGCUAAAAAGUUGCACUUGAACACACCGCAAAGACUUAAGCCAAUGGCCAAAUAGCACGUGCAUGAGAGGAAAUUACUCUCCAUACCAGCAGGUGGCGAUAGUCUGUAUUAAACAUUCAAAAAAGGAAACCAGACGACCAACAGGGCGGGAUCAAGACGCUGGUUAGUGAGUUAGCCCAACCCGACCCAACCCAAUGUUGAGAGAGCAAAGUAUAUUUACUGUGAGCUAACAAUAAGACAAACAAUUACAAACCGUUUCUGCAAAGAGCUCAAUGGCUAAAAAAAGUCGUUUGUUCGAUCUUACGCCCUCUUGACUUUAGCCGUUUGUGUGCUUCCCCCGACUUCAUUUUUCUCUUUCAAUGUCGUUUCAACAUGCUGAACCAGUGCCACAGUGCGGGACACACAGCCAAAACUAGGGCGACAGAUGCUCACCGACAACCCGACAUCGACCCAAUGCUGGCUUGGUGUGUUAGGGCCCUUACACCUUACCAGGGGCCGCAUAUUUCUAGAAGAGCCCCUGCUUGAACUACCUAAUGCUGACUGAAACCUUGUUCAAUUAAUCAUCAUUAAAGCUUAAAAUCUCUCCUAAGUGUCACCCAUAGUCUGCAGAGAAACGUGGAUCUGCCACCCACAUUCUAAAGCCUGGAGUUUGGUUUACUACCUGCCACCGUGUUGUCAAUUGUUCGGAGCCAAUUUGAUUAAUUAGGUGGAGCCUGGGUGGAGCUGAGGAGGGAUGAUCACUGCGGCUUUGUGUGAUAAUUUGACUUGACACUGAAGGCAAACACGCCUCCGAACAUACUGCUUUUUAAGCCUCAAUAUCCUCUUAAUGGAGCCAUCUCUUCUCAAAUUGCCACCAAGACAUGCUUUAGAAGAAGUUAAUUAUUAAGCAGCCCCACCAACAUGUAAAAAUAAUGAUUGAUUUUAUUUUAUAGAGAAGUCGGAGGUUUUCCUGCUGACUUCACAGCGAGUGCUUGAGGGUGGUGGUAGUUACUGCUAUGUGUCAUCAUAGUAAGAUUCGCAGUAUUCAUAAAAUCAAUUUCAUAUUGACAAUUCAUGUGGCAGGGAUGUGGUACUGUCAUGGCUGCCAUUAAAAAAUGACAAAAUGGUGAAACUCUGUCGAUCCGGUCGCUAAUUUGAAGAUAAAAACCUUAUAUGUCAGCUAAACAAACCCCAAACUCCCAAACCUUGAUCCUAACCAGUAAUUUAACCAAAGGCCCUAAUCCUGAUAUUGUAACUUUCCUGUUUUAUCCUCUUUUCCUGU
Molecule: messenger RNA, 6412 nt
Organism: Epinephelus lanceolatus (giant grouper)
Lineage: Eukaryota; Metazoa; Chordata; Actinopteri; Perciformes; Serranidae
Product: neuroligin-4, X-linked-like
Cellular component (GO): membrane
Molecular function (GO): neurexin family protein binding
Source: RefSeq, a predicted model, not a curated record